Molecule: messenger RNA, 3530 nt
Organism: Python bivittatus (Burmese python)
Lineage: Eukaryota; Metazoa; Chordata; Lepidosauria; Squamata; Pythonidae
Source: RefSeq, a predicted model, not a curated record
UCUUUGUUGUACUAACUCCCGACCGGAAUAAUUUUUCCCCCUUCUAACCUUCUUCUGGUUCUCGUUUUCUUUUUUUUUUAAACCCCCCAGUCUCUUCGAGGGUCUAAGGGGAGCGGGCUCCCUCCCCCGUCAUCCACCCGCGUGGCCGGCGCCGUCCUCGUUGCUGCUGCUGCCGCUUCUUCUUCCUCCUCCUCCUCCUCCUCUUCCUCCUCCUCCCCCAGCCAGAAGCCAUGUGUCCCCCCCUUCAUGCUGUAAAAAGAAACCUUACCCUGCACUGAAAAACUACACUUAAUUUUGUCUUCUUUCUCACCCCACCUUUCCGCCCCCAAAUUAUGCCAAGAAAUAGUCUUGCUUGCUUGCCUAGUGACUAAGGGCUUGUUCACCAUCAGUGCCGUACUUGCAUAGCAGUGCCCAUUACCGCUCAACUGGUCUCUGGAUGGCAGACUCUGAAAAGAAAUGUUAUUUUAAGAGACACCAAAGAUGCUGACAAGAAAAAUUAAACUUUGGGACAUCAAUGCCCAUAUAACCUGCCGCCUUUGCAAUGGUUAUCUUAUUGAUGCUACCACUGUAACGGAAUGCUUGCAUACCUUUUGCAGGAGUUGCUUGGUAAAGUAUUUGGAGGAAAAUAAUACCUGCCCCACCUGCAGGAUAGUAAUACACCAGAGUCACCCUCUCCAGUAUAUCGGUCAUGACAGAACAAUGCAAGAUAUUGUUUACAAGCUUGUUCCAGGUCUUCAAGAAGCGGAAAUGAAAAAGCAGAGGGAAUUCUACCACAAAUUGGGCAUGGAAGUACCAGGUGACAUCAAAGGGGAGACGUGCUCAGCCAAGCAGCAUUUAGAUUCUCACCGUAAUGGGGAAACAAAAGCAGAUGAGAGCACAAACAAAGAAACAGCGGAAGAGAAACAGGAAGAAGAUAAUGAUUAUCACAGAAGUGAUGAACAGGUAAGCAUCUGUUUGGAAUGCAACAGUAGCAAAUUGCGUGGAUUGAAGAGAAAAUGGAUUCGCUGCUCAGCACAAGCGACAGUCUUGCAUCUAAAGAAGUUCAUUGCCAAAAAACUUAAUCUUUCUUCAUUUAAUGAGCUGGAUAUAUUAUGCAAUGAAGAAAUUCUGGGCAAGGACCAUACUCUCAAAUUUGUAGUUGUUACAAGAUGGAGAUUUAAGAAAGCACCUCUACUGCUACAUUACAGACCGAAAAUGGACUUGCUGUAAGAACUAUUUUGUCCUUCUGGACGGUUUUUUGCAGAGACUAUCAUCAGGCACCUUCUUAGUGCAUCAUCACUCAAUUCACUCGUGACAUAGACCAGCAGAAUCCAUUCCUGAAAACAGUAGUACUUUCCCACCCCACCAUCCUGAAUAUUUCUCUGAGAGAUGCAUUAACUCAACUUUCGGGACAGUAAAAAUAUUUAUACUAUUUUCUACAAAAAAGGAAAGUGCAGUUUGAAAGGACACUACCAGCAUGAUGUUUACAGACAUUGAAAGCACUUCACAGUUCCCUCUGUGUAGCUCAGUUCUUGGUCAUCAUCUUGAAAGAUGCAAAAUAGGUUAAAAUGUUGGGAAGGAGAUAAUUUUCAAUUUGUCGUCACCAAGCAGCUCUUGGAUUGUUUUGCAAUUUAACUUAAACAUAGCCUUGUCUUUCUUUCUCUCUCUCUUUUUUUUGGACCAGGUUUUCUGUCUCUUAAACUUCAUGGGCAUCUUGUUAUCAGUAAGCCCUUCAUAGUAUUUAACAUUGAAAAAAAAAUCUAAUGGUUGGCAGUGACUUGACAUCAUAACACAGUUCUGGAUUCUGCUCCUUUGUUCCUCUGCUGAUUCAUUUGAUGAAGGUAUUGGAAGACUAUGAGUGAUUUCCAUUUUGUUUCAGUUUUAUCAGAUCACACCAAACUGCUGAAAAUUUAGGGGAAAAAACAUCCUUUUUCUGUAAUAUGUGUGACUUACAUAGCUGGGGCUGAUAUUGGACUUGGGGAUUUCCUGUUCAGAAAAUGAAAUAAGCCUUUAGCAGCCUUAACUACUUGAACUCCAGUAUUGUUCUUUUGAACAACACACAAUACUAAUGCUGGAGCGUGCAUUCUGUGACAAGCGUGAGUUCACUGACCUUCCUGCUGGUUUCUAGCUUCUGUAAGAAGACCAUUGUGUUUGCCUAAUUCUCUACUUGAACUAUCUUUAUAUGUUCAGAUUUAGUUGGCACUAUGGUACUUUUGGGCCUUAAUCUAUAAAUCUUUAUUUAUUUUUAAAUCCAGCCCCCAAGGGAUUGAUUUUUCCCUCUAGACUAUGUAAGUGCACUUUCUCUAAGGAAAAGUGGGAAUGGUGUGUGAAGGUAAAUGCUGCUUUCCCUUUAAUAUCUUAAGGGUUUUUUUUUUUUUAAAGGUUGCAUUCAGUGGUGGUACCUGCAAAUUUGGACCAUGCAAAAUAUAUGUUGUUCUUCAUCUGGAAAGGAUAUGUAAGACUCCUUCAUCUGGGGGAACCAUGUCAUUGAUUUUAAAUAGUCCAGUGUGUCCAAGAAUGCAUGCGCAUACUCCUUGUUGCAUGUAUAUAGGCAUGUUUUCUGUGUCUCUCUUCCAUAUGCACAUACAUAUGCAGAGGCACAAGUAUUCUUUGCAUGAACACAAGUCUGCCUUUCCUCCAUUGGGCACCAGUUUGGAUGGGAUAUGAAUAGAACAGGGAGGAAGUUGCUGCUGAGAAGGAUUGGUGAGAGGGCAUACUUCUUAAUUUUUCAUGAUUUUUCUUUUUGAUGCAGAAGGUUGCCUUUACUCAGUCUUACUAGCUCUAUUGCUUAUAAUCCCAGUGCUGAUUGAACACGUUCCUAGUCAGGAGCAGAGGAUAGCCCAGUGAAGAUGGGCUAUACAAGGAUUGAGUUUCAGAGAGAUCACUAGGAAGAUGGAGACUUGAGGUUUCUCCAUCCUUUGUGGAAGUCACUUCCACUUUGAGGUUUAUGUUUUAAUGGUGAAUAUAUUGGACUCAUAGCAAUUUGCCAAUGUGUGUUUCUUGUUCUUCUGAAUAGUCUUGCUCUGCAGAUGUGGCUAACAGUGAAUGUUUCCUAUAUGGAACAAGCCCCAGCAAGGUACAACAGAGAUAUGUGACUGGGGUGUGGGUGAGUGGACAAGCCUAAAUAAGUACAGGGUUGUGGCAGGAAAGGAAUAAAAAUGAGUAAAUGCAAAUGUGAAAGCAGGAAGUUCUUUUCGUGCUGUUGAGUGAUUUUUGACAUCAGUUAUACAUCAGAUAACAUUCAGUUAGAUCUCAUUUUCUGGAAUGAAUUGUUCUCACACCACUGGGAACCCCUUAUAAUUUCUGUUAGAAGCAGAUAAAUACAUUCUUUUCGUAAUGCUGAUUAUUUCUUUUACAUCAGCUGAAGUAAAAAGGAUCACAUUUUUGUAAAAUACCAACUAGCUUCUCUUCCUGUGGCUUCUCUUGUCAGCAGCACAUGGGUCCAUUAGGAACCCAUCUCUCCAAACUGACUUACAUAAACUUCCUUCUCUAAUUUUAUAAUGAUAGAUAUGAAUAGAUGGAAAUCAAAGGAGUCAGAGGAACAAAGAAAA